This is a messenger RNA of Homarus americanus (American lobster), 378 nucleotides long. RefSeq lists its product as uncharacterized. The coding region runs from base 1 to 378 and encodes 125 amino acids. The transcript has a single exon. The record is from RefSeq and is a predicted model, not a curated record. NCBI's taxonomy places the organism in Eukaryota, Metazoa, Arthropoda, Malacostraca, Decapoda, Nephropidae.
AUGCCUCUGAGAAUGCGUCGUAUUCCACCUAUGUUUGCCCCUCACCUAUGGAAGGUGCAUGACGCCACCAUGAACAACAAUGCUCGUACCAACAACAUCUGCGAAGGGUGGAAUAAUAAAUUCUUCAACCUCGUUGGUCACUACCAUCCUUCAGUCUGGCGUGUCAUUGAAUGGUUUCAACUUGAAGAAGCGACGGUGAGCACCAUUAUCCAGCAGGAUGGUGUUGGCAACCCCCCUCGAAAAAGAGUUCGUCGACGCUAUGUGCAGCUACAAGAACGCAUUCGCAACUUGUGUGCUGGUCGACGGGAGGACCACAAGACUGUGGCAGAGUUUCUUCGUGGCGUCGGCUGGAAUAUUCGUCUUAAUCAUCAGCAUUAA